Rangifer tarandus platyrhynchus (Svalbard reindeer) is the source of this 2766-nucleotide messenger RNA. The record is from the annotation of a GenBank genome assembly. Lineage: Eukaryota; Metazoa; Chordata; Mammalia; Artiodactyla; Cervidae.
AUGCCGCCGCGGCGCAGCAUCGUGGAGGUGAAGGUGCUGGACGUGCAGAAGCGGCGGGUGCCCAACAAGCAUUAUGUCUACAUCAUCCGGGUCACCUGGUCCAGUGGCUCUACGGAGGCCAUUUACCGGCGCUACAGCAAGUUCUUCGAUCUCCAGAUGCAGAUGUUGGACAAAUUUCCCAUGGAAGGAGGACAGAAGGACCCCAAACAGCGGAUCAUCCCCUUUCUCCCCGGCAAAAUUCUCUUCCGACGAAGCCACAUUCGGGACGUGGCCGUCAAACGCCUGAUACCAAUAGAUGAAUACUGUAAGGCCCUGAUCCAGCUGCCCCCAUAUAUCUCCCAGUGUGAUGAGGUGCUGCAGUUCUUUGAAACAAGACCGGAGGACCUGAACCCCCCCAGAGAGGAACAUGUUGGGAAAAAGAAAUCUGGGGGCGACCUGACCUCAGUGGACCCCAUGGUCUUGGAGCAGUAUGUGGUGGUGGCAGACUACCAGAAGCAGGAGAGCUCGGAGAUCAGCCUCAGCGUGGGGCAAGUGGUGGACAUCAUCGAGAAGAACGAGUCAGGCUGGUGGUUCGUCAGCACUGCUGAAGAGCAAGGCUGGGUCCCCGCAACCUGCCUGGAAGGCCAGGACGGAGUGCAAGACGAGUUCUCCCUGCAGCCUGAAGAAGAAGAGAAGUACACAGUCAUCUACCCCUACACAGCGCGUGACCAAGAUGAAAUGAACCUGGAGAGAGGAGCCGUGGUGGAGGUCAUCCAGAAAAACCUGGAAGGCUGGUGGAAGAUCAGGUACCAGGGCAAAGAGGGCUGGGCCCCAGCCUCCUACCUGAGGAAGAGCAGCGGGGAACCCUUACCCCCGAAGCUGGGCCCUGGCUCACCUGCCCACGUGGGCGUCCUGGAGCUCGAUGGCGUCUCCCGGCAGCAGAACUCAGGGGGCCGGGAGAAGGAGCUGCUGAACAACCAGAGGGAUGGCCGGUUUGAGGGCCGCCCCGCGCCUGACGGUGACAUCAAGCAGAGAUCACCCAAGAUGAGGCAGAGGCCCCCUCCUCGCCGGGAUAUGACCAUACCUCGAGGUCUCAACCUGCCCAAGCCUCCCAUCCCACCCCAAGUGGAGGAAGAGUAUUACACCAUUGCUGAAUUCCAGACGACCAUCCCUGAUGGCAUCAGCUUCCAGGCAGGCCUGAAGGUUGAGGUGAUCGAGAAGAACUUAAGCGGUUGGUGGUACAUUCAGAUCGAAGAUAAGGAGGGCUGGGCCCCAGCAACCUUCAUUGACAAGUAUAAGAAGACUAGCAAUGCCUCGAGACCCAACUUUCUGGCUCCCUUGCCCAGCGAGGUGGCACAGCUCCGGCUGGGGGACGCGGCAGCAGUGGAGAACAGCUCGGGCGGUGAAGCCAGCGGCCCCUCCCGGCCCCUGCCCGAUGCCCCGCACGGCACGGGGGACUCGGGGACGCCGUGGGCCAAAGACUGGAAGGGCGGUAAGGAGGUGCUGAGGAAGGCGUCUUCAGACACGUCUUCGUGUGCAGGCUAUGAGGAGAUCUCAGACCCUGACCUGGAGGAGAAACCCAGCCUCCCUCCCCGGAAAGAAUCCAUCAUCAAGUCAGAAGGGGAACUGCAGGAGCGGCAGAGAAUGGAGCAAUUCAGGGGUUCUUCACCCAAGCCACCUGGCGUGAUCUUGCCAAUGAUCCCAGCCAAACACGCCCCACCAGCCCGGGACAGCAGGAAACCAGAGCCCAAACCUGACAAAAGCAAGUUGUUCCAGCUGAAGAAUGAGAUGGGGCUGGAGUGCGGCCACAAAGUGUUGGCCAAGGAAGUGAAGAAGCCCAACCUGCGACCUAUCUCCAGAUCCAAAGCUGACCCGCCGGAGGAGAAGCCAGAAGCCGUUCCCCAGAACCUUUUCUUGAAGUCUAAACCUCAGGUUAGGCCAAAACCAGCUCCUUCCCCCAGGACAGAGCCACCUCAGGGCGAAGACCAAGUGGACAUCUGUAACCUCCGGAGCAAGCUCAGGCCUGCCAAGUCCCAGGAGAAGGCCUCCGUAGACGGAGAGAGCAGCCACCAGGCGGGAGGAGGCCAGGAUGGGGCCUUCGGUCGUGGCUUCCCUCCAGGGGAGGGGCCUGGCCGUCCCCAGGACAGGACGAGCAAGCAGGAGGGGCCCAGCCCAAAGGAGGCGCCCUGCAGGGCCCCUCCGAGGCCAGCCAAGACCACGGAUCCUGUGCCCAAGAGCGCGCCGGUCCCUCUCCAAGAGGCUUCCCUCCAGAGACCUGUGGUUCCGCCUCGGAGACCACCACCCCCCAAGAAAACCUCCUCAUCGUCUAGGCCCCUUCCAGAAGUCAGAGGUCCACCUCCAGACGCCAGAGGGCCCCUUCCAGACGUCAGAGGGCCACAGCGGGAGAGCAGUGAAGGCAAGGCAGCUCCUGCCCCAGGCCGGGCCCUGCUUGUCCCUCCGAAAGCCAAACCUUUUCUCUCCAACUCCUCAGGGGGCCAGGAUGACAUGCGAGGCAAAGGUGGGCCAGGGCCGCGGAUGAUGGGCAAGACGGGAGAAAACAAGGAGAAAGUGGCUGCAGGCCCCUUCCCCAACACCGACGGCCCAAAAGACUUGUAUGUGGCCGUGGCCAACUUUGAAGGCGACCAAGAUACCAGCGGCUUCCAGGAGGGGACGGUGUUCGAGGUCCGGGAAAAGAACAGCAGCGGCUGGUGGUUCUGCCAGGUCCAGAGCGGGGCCCCAUCCUGGGAAGGGUGGAUUCCUUCCAAUUAUCUCAGAAAGAAGCCCUAG